AUGCCAACCCCGGGGGCACAAAGGGAUUUGAGGAGGGGCACAGAGGGAAACGAUCCCGGGAUUGAUCCUGGGAUUGAUCCUGGGAGGGAAACCCGGAUCCCUCGAGGGGGAGACGAUCCCAGGGUUGAUCCUGAGGGGGAAAUCUGGUCCUGCAGGGGAGGAAACGAUCCCGGGAUUGAUCCUGGGAUUGAUCCUGGGAGGGAAACCCGGAUCCCUCGAGGGGGAGACGAUCCCAGGGUUGAUCCUGAGGGGGAAAUCUGGUCCUGCAGGGGAGGAAACGAUCCCGGGAUUGAUCCUGGGAUUGAUCCUGGGAGGGAAACCCGGAUCCCUCGAGGGGGAGACGAUCCCAGGGUUGAUCCUGAGGGGGAAAUCUGGUCCUGCAGGGGAGGAAACGAUCCCGGGAUUGAUCCUGGGAUUGAUCCUGGGAGGGAAACCCGGAUCCCUCGAGGGGGAGACGAUCCCAGGGUUGAUCCUGAGGGGGAAAUCUGGUCCUGCAGGGGAGGAAACGAUCCCGGGAUUGAUCCUGGGAUUGAUCCUGGGAGGGAAACCCGGAUCCCUCGAGGGGGAGACGAUCCCAGGGUUGAUCCUGAGGGGGAAAUCUGGUCCUGCAGGGGAGGAAACGAUCCCGGGAUUGAUCCUGGGAUUGAUCCUGGGAGGGAAACCCGGAUCCCUCGAGGGGGAGACGAUCCCAGGGUUGAUCCUGAGGGGGAAAUCUGGUCCUGCAGGGGAGGAAACGAUCCCGGGAUUGAUCCUGGGAUUGAUCCUGGGAGGGAAACCCGGAUCCCUCGAGGGGGAGACGAUCCCAGGGUUGAUCCUGAGGGGGAAAUCUGGUCCUGCAGGGGAGGAAACGAUCCCGGGAUUGAUCCUGGGAUUGAUCCUGGGAGGGAAACCCGGAUCCCUCGAGGGGGAGACGAUCCCAGGGUUGAUCCUGAGGGGGAAAUCUGGUCCUGCAGGGGAGGAAACGAUCCCGGGAUUGAUCCUGGGAUUGAUCCUGGGAGGGAAACCCGGAUCCCUCGAGGGGGAGACGAUCCCAGGGUUGAUCCUGAGGGGGAAAUCUGGUCCUGCAGGGGAGGAAACGAUCCCGGGAUUGAUCCUGGGAUUGAUCCUGGGAGGGAAACCCGGAUCCCUCGAGGGGGAGACGAUCCCAGGGUUGAUCCUGAGGGGGAAAUCUGGUCCUGCAGGGGAGGAAACGAUCCCGGGAUUGAUCCUGGGAUUGAUCCUGGGAGGGAAACCCGGAUCCCUCGAGGGGGAGACGAUCCCAGGGUUGAUCCUGAGGGGGAAAUCUGGUCCUGCAGGGGAGGAAACGAUCCCGGGAUUGAUCCUGGGAUUGAUCCUGGGAGGGAAACCCGGAUCCCUCGAGGGGGAGACGAUCCCAGGGUUGAUCCUGAGGGGGAAAUCUGGUCCUGCAGGGGAGGAAACGAUCCCGGGAUUGAUCCUGGGAUUGAUCCUGGGAGGGAAACCCGGAUCCCUCGAGGGGGAGACGAUCCCAGGGUUGAUCCUGAGGGGGAAAUCUGGUCCUGCAGGGGAGGAAACGAUCCCGGGAUUGAUCCUGGGAUUGAUCCUGGGAGGGAAACCCGGAUCCCUCGAGGGGGAGACGAUCCCAGGGUUGAUCCUGAGGGGGAAAUCUGGUCCUGCAGGGGAGGAAACGAUCCCGGGAUUGAUCCUGGGAUUGAUCCUGGGAGGGAAACCCGGAUCCCUCGAGGGGGAGACGAUCCCAGGGUUGAUCCUGAGGGGGAAAUCUGGUCCUGCAGGGGAGGAAACGAUCCCGGGAUUGAUCCUGGGAUUGAUCCUGGGAGGGAAACCCGGAUCCCUCGAGGGGGAGACGAUCCCAGGGUUGAUCCUGAGGGGGAAAUCUGGUCCUGCAGGGGAGGAAACGAUCCCGGGAUUGAUCCUGGGAUUGAUCCUGGGAGGGAAACCCGGAUCCCUCGAGGGGGAGACGAUCCCAGGGUUGAUCCUGAGGGGGAAAUCUGGUCCUGCAGGGGAGGAAACGAUCCCGGGAUUGAUCCUGGGAUUGAUCCUGGGAGGGAAACCCGGAUCCCUCGAGGGGGAGACGAUCCCAGGGUUGAUCCUGAGGGGGAAAUCUGGUCCUGCAGGGGAGGAAACGAUCCCGGGAUUGAUCCUGGGAUUGAUCCUGGGAGGGAAACCCGGAUCCCUCGAGGGGGAGACGAUCCCAGGGUUGAUCCUGAGGGGGAAAUCUGGUCCCGCAGGGGAGGAAACGAUCCUGGGAUCGACCCUGGGAUUGAUCCUGGGGGGGAAAUCCGGAUCCCUCGAGGGGGAAAUGAUCCCAGCAUUGACCCUGGGAUCGAUCCUGAGGGGGAAAUCUGGUCCUGCAGGGGAGGAAACGAUCCCGGGAUUGAUCCUGGGAUUGAUCCUGGGAGGGAAACCCGGAUCCCUCGAGGGGGAGACGAUCCCAGGGUUGAUCCUGAGGGGGAAAUCUGGUCCCGCAGGGGAGGAAACGAUCCUGGGAUCGACCCUGGGAUUGAUCCUGGGGGGGAAAUCCGGAUCCCUCGAGGGGGAAAUGAUCCCAGCAUUGACCCUGGGAUCGAUCCUGAGGGGGAAAUCUGGUCCUGCAGGGGAGGAAACGAUCCCGGGAUUGAUCCUGGGAUUGAUCCUGGGAGGGAAACCCGGAUCCCUCGAGGGGGAGACGAUCCCAGGGUUGAUCCUGAGGGGGAAAUCUGGUCCCGCAGGGGAGGAAACGAUCCUGGGAUCGACCCUGGGAUUGAUCCUGGGGGGGAAAUCCGGAUCCCUCGAGGGGGAAAUGAUCCCAGCAUUGACCCUGGGAUCGAUCCUGAGGGGGAAAUCUGGCCCUGCAGGGGAGGAAACGAUCCUGGGAUCGACUCUGGGAUCGCUCCUGGGGGGGAAAUCUGGGUCCCUGGAAGGGAAAUAAUCCUGGGAUCGACCCUGGGAUCGCUCCUGGGGGGAUCAGAGCUGGGAUCGGCCCCAGGGCCCGGCCUGGGGGGGAUCAGCCCCGGGGGGGCUCGGCCCCCGCCACGUGUGAAGCCACCGAGGCACAAUAAAAGCCACACGCAGAGGUGACGCUGCU
Ficedula albicollis (Collared flycatcher) is the source of this 3043-nucleotide messenger RNA. RefSeq lists its product as uncharacterized. The coding region runs from base 1 to 3036 and encodes 1011 amino acids. Lineage: Eukaryota; Metazoa; Chordata; Aves; Passeriformes; Muscicapidae. The record is from RefSeq and is a predicted model, not a curated record. The transcript has 2 exons.